GCGUGAUGACUGUCAAGCAACCGUGACUAAUUAACAACAUUUACAGUAACAAGUGAUGGUUGCCUUUUCUCCAUCAUGUAGUCGUGGUCGUCCAACUUCACUCAGAUGGGCGUUGGGUAUGCGUUGUCUUUCAACGUCGACUCGGAACCCCAUACGCUGGUGAGCCUGGAAACCUCAAGUGCUAAGCCAAACAUUAGUUUCAAGCUGACAAUUGACAGAAGUCUUUCUACGACUUCCCACACGACCAAUGAUCUCCCGCUUUCCGGUGUUCGUGUACUUGAGCUCGGUCAAGUGAUUGCUGGCCCGUUCUGUGGUCAGUUGUUAGGGCAUUUUGGAGCAGAGGUAAUCAAGAUUGAACCUCCUGGAGUUGGUGACCCUUUGCGUGUCUGGCGUGAACUGGAUAUUGAUGGAACGAGUCCAUGGUUCCGAAGCUUAGCGAGAAACAAAAAAAGUGUUACUAUUGAUUUACGAAAAGAAGAAGGCAGACAGCUCGUGAAGAAACUCGCUGUUAAGUGCGACGUACUUCUGGAAAAUUUCAAGCCUGGCACACUUGAAAAAUGGUGUCUUGGCCCAUCGUCCUUACAUCCUGAGAAUCCUUCUCUCAUAUUCACCCGUGUCAGUGGCUAUGGGCAGACGGGCCCUUGGUCAUCUCGACCAGGCUUUGCAUCCGUUUGUGAAGCUGAAUCCGGUUUUCGCUUCAUAAAUGGCAUGCCCGAUCCAGAGCACAGUGGACUCUCUGGCCCGCCUAUAAGGCCCAAUAUUAGUCUGGGAGAUUCCGUAGCAGGACUGCAUGCAGCAUUUGGAACUGUCCUCGCGCUGCUAUCAAGGCAGAAGGUACAGAAACGUGGUGGAGGUGGCGGCCAGACUGUGGAUGUCAGCAUAAUGGAAAGCAUGCUAAAUCUUAUGGAGGGCAUAAUACCAGAGUAUGAUCGCAAGGGAAAGGUCCGCGGUCCUUCAGGAUCCUCCGUAACGGGCAUUGUCCCGACCAACGCAUAUCCCUGUCUUUCUCCUUCCAGCUCAUCAUCUCCGUCUUCGAACGCGUACAUAAUCAUAGGCGCAAACGGUGAUUCGCUGUACCAAAAGCUGAUGAAUGCUAUUGGGCGCGCCGAUCUGACUGGACCAUUAUACCAGCACAAUCACCAUCGUGUCAACCAGCAGGCAAAAAUAGAGGCAGCGAUCACAGAGUUCACGUCCCGGCACACAGUAGAUGAAGUUCUGGAAGUUCUUCGCGGCGUAGGAGUGCCUGCUGGCCGAGUAGUCAACGUAAAGGACAUAGUCGAGGGGGAGCAGGUCCUGGCUCGUGGGGCAGUAGAGGAUGUGCAGGUUGGAACCGAGGAGAGUGGCUGGAAAGUGAAAAUGCCAAGAGUUUUCCCAGUACUUGACGGAUGUAAUGCUCAGACUCGCUGGGCCGGCCCUGAUUUGGGACAACAUACUGAGGAGGUUUUGCGAGGUGAACUAGGCUUAUCAACGCUGGAACUUACUACUCUGAGGAAUAACGGUGUCAUUGGAUGAAAAUAGUGAAUGUAUAUUAUAGUGGUACUUCACCUAUUUUCAUCGUUUGCCAAUAGCAGUGCCGUAGAAUCAGCCUUA
Messenger RNA from Serpula lacrymans var. lacrymans S7.9, 1590 nucleotides. RefSeq lists its product as uncharacterized. The transcript has 7 exons. Lineage: Eukaryota; Fungi; Basidiomycota; Agaricomycetes; Boletales; Serpulaceae. The coding region runs from base 106 to 1512 and encodes 468 amino acids. The record is from RefSeq and is a predicted model, not a curated record. Gene Ontology annotation, molecular function: catalytic activity.